CGUCUCUCUCCCUCUCCUCUCGCUAUAGAGGGCUCCAACAGCAGUUCCCAGCCAGUGUGCUCAGCCAGCCUGCCUGCCUCUGUGUGUGUGUGAGCGUGUGUGCGUGCAUCUACUUUGUACGGUGAAGAACACGGUCCAUGUGCUCUGCAUGGACGUUACUGAUACUCUGUUGAGCUUGAUUUUCGACAAGCAGGCAAGAUGUCCAGCACACCACAUGACCCCUUCUAUUCUUCUCCUUUCGGCCCAUUUUAUAGGAGACACACACCAUACAUGGUACAGCCAGAGUACCGAAUCUAUGAGAUGAACAAGAGACUGCAGUCUCGCACAGAGGAUAGUGACAACCUCUGGUGGGAUGCAUUUGCCACUGAGUUUUUUGAAGAUGACGCCACAUUAACCCUUUCAUUUUGUUUGGAAGAUGGACCAAAGCGAUACACCAUCGGCAGGACCCUCAUCCCCCGUUACUUUAGCACUGUGUUUGAAGGAGGGGUAACUGACCUGUACUACAUUCUCAAGCACUCCAAGGAAUCCUACCACAACUCGUCCAUCACGGUGGACUGCGACCAGUGCGCCAUGGUCACCCAGCACGGGAAGCCCAUGUUUACCAAGGUCUGUACAGAAGGCAGACUGACUUUGGAGUUCACCUUUGAUGAUCUCAUGAGAAUAAAAACGUGGCACUUUACCAUUAGACAAUACAGAGAGUUAGUCCCAAGAAGCAUUCUAGCCAUGCAUGCACAAGACCCUCAGGUCCUGGAUCAGCUGUCCAAGAACAUCACCAGGAUGGGGCUAACAAAUUUCACCCUCAACUACCUCAGGUUGUGUGUAAUACUGGAGCCAAUGCAGGAGCUGAUGUCGAGACAUAAGACGUACAACCUCAGCCCACGAGAUUGCCUGAAGACCUGCUUGUUCCAGAAGUGGCAGCGGAUGGUAGCGCCCCCAGAACCCACCCGACAACCGACGACUAAACGGAGAAAAAGGAAAAAUUCCACCAGCAGCACUUCCAACAGCAGCGCCGGGAACAACGCGAACACCACCGGCAGCAAGAAGAAGACGCCGGCGGCGAACCUGAGCCUGUCCAGUCAGGUACCUGAUGUGAUGGUGGUAGGAGAGCCAACUCUGAUGGGAGGAGAGUUUGGGGACGAGGACGAAAGGCUAAUCACUAGAUUAGAAAACACACAAUAUGAUGCGGCCAACGGCAUGGACGACGAGGAAGACUUCAGCAGUUCACCCGCCCUGGGGAAGAGCAGUCCAUGGAGCAGUAAGCCACCUGCCACUCAAGAGACCAAAUCAGAAAACCCCCCUCCCCAGGCUUCCCAGUAAGAUGAUCUGCACCAGGAGGCAUCGUCAGUAGGCCAGUGGGUUGGCGUCAUUAUUGCAGAUCUUUUCAUACAGGCAAGAAAAGAGGAGACAAACAAACUUUUCCACGCAGAUAUCUAUUUCUAAACCACCAUGAUUCGAUUUUCUUUCUGUCUGUCUCUGUUUUCUUCUUCCUUUUUUUUUUUUUUUUUUUUUUAAUUGAAAGGAUCGUUCCAAAUAUGCUUCCAUGACCGUUGCUUGGAGGCCUUCACAGGUAAUACGGAUACUGGCACUGAUCGUAAUUAAAAUGAGAAAAAUGCUAGUGCAUCUCCUGGCACAUCCAUAACACAUUUGCGUUGAAUUUCUUUUUAUGCAUCAAAUGAAGGCCAUAUUGUCAACCCGUCCUCAGUGCUCAGGAUCUCGUUAAUUAUGCCGAACCUAACUACAGGUGACUUUUUAAUAUUGUAAAAUAUUUUCUGCUUUUAGACUUGCAUCUGAAAGUUUCUUGUUUCAGUAAAAAAAGAAAAGAAAAAAAAUCAGCUUUUGGAAUGUAAUUUAAAUGUACCUUUAUUUUUUGCCUUCGCAUUUUCUUUCAUUGGGUAACAGCUCUGAGGGCCCAGCAAGGAAAUUUAUGGUCAACCUGGUGUCCAUUUGUUCUUGGGCAAUUUAGCCCAAGUGCUGUAACAAGAAAUGUCUUUUGUCAUCAAAGACAUGAAGGCAGAUUUUUGUGUGAAGAAAGGUGCUUGGCCCCUUGAGAAUUUAUGCUUUUGUAAAAUUGCUGUUGAUCCAAAUGUUUUCAAGCCAUGUAAUCCAUUAAUUUUGUGGGCAGUUUAAUAAAUCUGAAACUUUUUUUGUGUGUUUUUUUUUAAAUUGUAUCUCAGUUGACUGCUCUUUCUUUUCAUAGUAUAUUUCCUGUAUAAUAUUUUGUAAAGCCCUCAACUGGUUCUUUUAUGGGGACUUUUCUUUUUGGGACAAUUCCAGUGUAUUUAUGUGAAACUUUAUAAAAGAACUAAUUUUUCCAUUUGCAUAUUAAUAUGUUCCUCUACACAUGUAAAGACACAGUGGCUCAGUGUGUUAUAAAACAGCUGUAUUUUAUGUAUGCUUUACUGAUAAGUGUGCCAAUAAUAAACUGUAUUAAUGACCAAA
This is a messenger RNA of Choloepus didactylus (southern two-toed sloth), 2439 nucleotides long. It is a transcript of the gene LDB2, whose product is annotated as LIM domain binding 2. The transcript is spliced from 8 exons. Gene Ontology annotation, molecular function: LIM domain binding. The coding region runs from base 199 to 1317 and encodes 372 amino acids. NCBI's taxonomy places the organism in Eukaryota, Metazoa, Chordata, Mammalia, Pilosa, Megalonychidae. Gene Ontology annotation, biological process: positive regulation of transcription by RNA polymerase II; nervous system development; negative regulation of transcription by RNA polymerase II. Gene Ontology annotation, cellular component: nucleus; transcription regulator complex. The record is from RefSeq and is a predicted model, not a curated record.